Molecule: messenger RNA, 537 nt
Organism: Mesorhabditis belari
Lineage: Eukaryota; Metazoa; Nematoda; Chromadorea; Rhabditida; Rhabditidae
Source: the annotation of a GenBank genome assembly
AUGAAUUUCAAUCUAUCCACUGAUCGAUUAUUGGUGAUAUGUUCCUAUAUUUUGAUGGGAUGUACUUUUUGUGGACAAGUGUUUAUUAGUAUUUGCAUGGUCAGACAAUCGCUGGAGUUUCGGUCAAUGAUGAAAUCUCGUGAAGAAGCAGAAGAAAAGGAAACAAAAGAAACAGAUGAAGAUCAAGCAGAAGAAGAUUUUUAUCUACAUGUACCAUUAGCCUUGUUAAUGACAAUGUGGGGAAUGGCUCUUAUUACAAUUGGCAUUCAUUUGAUAUCAAUCGUGCUUACCAUUCUUGGUUUUCGUCGUCGAGUACGAUCAAUGGCUUAUUGUUACUUUAUAUUUUUGACUUUCCAAUUCAUGAUGUGGUUUGACAUUACGACAAACGGAGUCUUCCUAAAGAUCCCCACCUUUUUCUGGGGUGGUUCACUCACUUUGAUCACGUCAAUUCUUUCAUUUUUUUUCUGGUAUUGGCGAGCGAUGAGAACAUUCAUUCCACUUUUUCCUGAUCCUCAACGACCUCGUUUUCCAUUUAUG